AUGCCAGUCCGUGUUAAUCAGCGGGCAGUGGAGGCCCGGGAACGCAAAGCCGCAGCUGCUGCGGCCAAGGCCGCGGCAGCAGAACAGGAGGCGGAACGAAAAAAAUGGGAGGACAACGACAGACUCGUGUCACGCAAGCUGGACAGGAAGGCUGAAACAUUGCAGAAGGCCGAGGAGCGAUUACAAAGAAAGCAGGAACUGCGGAAGUUAGCCGAGCAGGAGAUGCAGACGCUUGCGGGGAACUACACUAAAAAGAAUCCUAGCUCCACGAAACUGACGCGCGCUGAGAUCCUGAGGCGGCAGCUCAAAGCCGCAGCAAUAGAAAAAGAAUCGGUUACUCCCUCGGACGAUGGCUCUUUGCCAUCCCUGGAACCUAACAUAAACCACCUCAUAAGAGCAGAGACGCUGCAAGCGCAGCUUGAAGGCAAAAAUCUCGUGUCCGCAUCUAGCAUCGAUGACGCGCUGAGCCAGCUGAUGGUCUCGGACGCGCCAGGGGAAGACAGGCACCCCGAGCGACGGAUGAAGGCGGCAUUCCGGGUAUAUGAGGAACAGAUGAUGCCGCGUCUGAAGGUUGAGAACCCGACGUUGAAACGGUCCCAACUCAUGGAACUGCUAUUGAAACAGUGGAAGAAGGCACCGGAGAACCCUUUCAACCAGACCAGCUGA
Cyclospora cayetanensis is the source of this 666-nucleotide messenger RNA. Its product is annotated as coiled-coil domain-containing protein 124. The transcript has 7 exons. Gene Ontology annotation, cellular component: nucleus. Gene Ontology annotation, molecular function: transcription coactivator activity. Lineage: Eukaryota; Apicomplexa; Conoidasida; Eucoccidiorida; Eimeriidae. Gene Ontology annotation, biological process: transcription by RNA polymerase II. The record is from RefSeq and is a predicted model, not a curated record. Bases 1 to 666 code for a protein of 221 amino acids.